UUAAUAUUGGAGAAACUUCAUGUCUGCACUGUUAUGAACAGCAUCAAAUCAGGAAACCAUGUUUUUUUCAUGGGCCGCAUUAGGUAGUCGCGCAUACACCUAGAAUCCCUAACUUUGAUUUUCUCUGAAAUUUACCGCAUCGGUGUCACAUAUCGGUAUACAAAGUUAUUGGCAAAUUUCUUGAAUAUUCAAGUCUGCAGUAUGGAUGAAAAAUCUCAAGAGCAGCUUCUGCCUGCAACCGAGCCGCUAAAUCCACCCUGGACGCGUCGGCUAAUCACGAUCGACUGCUACAACCGGAUAUUCGCUACCAUCAUCUUCUGCACUCUUUUAAGUUUAGCUGGAGUACUGAACUCGUAUUUUCAGUGCACAAACGACAACAACGCAACAGCCUGCUCUAAUUUCAUACGGGUAUUUAUUGCGCCGGAUGACACCGACCAAGUGGAGAUGGACGACAGCGACAACACGUUCCAUUCAGUAUCUUCCAUUCCCAACGACCAAAGAAUGGCCAUCGAUGUCGGAGUGUUCCAGCUGGAUCCGUGGACAGCGGGAACCGAGAACAUCUCUAACCUAGGUAACAAUAAGCUGGUCCUCGUGUACGGCGACAUCACCUUUGCCGGUCGCGGCCACGACUUCUUCACCGGCUGCCCGGUACCGUCUUGCUUCGUAACCACCAACAAAUCCCUGUCCGACCGUGCUGACGCCAUUCUUUUCUACGCCAGCUACAUGAUCGACACCGCCCAGAAGACGCUGGACCGUCUGCCUCGGAAACACGGCGACCAGGUAUUCGUGUACGUCCAGGGUGAAUCACCUAUCCACAGUAUCCCGGGCGAGGGACUGGCGACAUCGCAUUUCUUCAACUGGACUAUGACAUACAGGCUGGAUUCGGAUAUUCGCGGGCACUACACGUACGCGGUACCGUUGCAGAAGAAGGCAAAGAAUUUCGCCAAGGGCAAGGAUAAACUGGUGGUGUGGUUCGCCAGUCACUGCAAUGUGCACAGUAAACGCGAUCAGUAUGUGCGCAAGCUGCAGCAGUUUAUCCCGGUGGAUAUAUACGGAAAGUGCGGGAAUCUGACGUGUGAUAAAGCUGAGCAUGAAAGCAAAUGCCGGGAUAUUAUUCGACAGUACAAAUUCGUUCUGGCAUUCGAGAACAGCAUUUGUCGUCAUUAUGUCACCGAGAAGAUUGUCACCGCGUACGACAACGACGUGGUCCCGGUGGUCAUGGGCGAUGGCGAUUACGAAAUCUUCCCGGAGCACUCAUACAUUCACGCCUUCGACUUUGCCAGCCCGAGUUCACUGGCAAAACAUCUGUGGCACUUGGCUAACAAUGAUACCGCCUAUAAUUUAUACAUGAGAUGGCGCUACAAUCCCCGUUUGACGCAGUCGCACGGAGAGUUCGCUGUUGAGCGCAAUGGAUAUUGUGAGUUAUGUAAGCGACUGCAUGAUCUCAAUGAAAACGUUAAGGAACAGAGGAAAUCCAUUGCCAGCAUUAAUCACUGGUGGAGAGGUCGCAAGAAGGAUGUCUGUGUUGGUAACUGGUACACGACGCCGAGUGUGAGACAUCAGUUGCGGCUGCGUCAGCGGUCGUCAAACAUGGACGCGUAUCUGUGAUACCCUAAAGUUAUGAUAUUUUUGAAAAUGUUUGAAGCGACUGCGACCGCUUUUUUGUUGUGUCGCGUGAAAAAUUUGCAUUUGUCUUCCGGAUUUUUAUUUUCUGUAAUACAGGGAAUGGGAAUCGCAUACAUUUGUUGGCGGUACGUUCACGGCUAAAGAACAAGACGCCGCUCUAAUAAGAAUGUACAAUAAACCUACCAUGCU
Molecule: messenger RNA, 1815 nt
Organism: Paramacrobiotus metropolitanus
Lineage: Eukaryota; Metazoa; Tardigrada; Eutardigrada; Parachela; Macrobiotidae
Product: glycoprotein 3-alpha-L-fucosyltransferase A-like
Exons: 3
Coding region: 202-1608 (468 amino acids)
Cellular component (GO): membrane
Molecular function (GO): alpha-(1->3)-fucosyltransferase activity
Source: RefSeq, a predicted model, not a curated record